AUGAGUCAAUCCGUAGAGUGGUCUGAUUUACCAGAAGAACUAGUCGAUGUAAUAGCAAGCCGUCUCUUCUCAAAAGUCGAGCUUCUCCGUGUCCGUAGCAUCUGCAAACCCUGGCGUUCCGCGGCUUCAAUCCAUAAACGUUACCCCAAACGCCAUAACCGCAACCGCGUACGUGUCCUUUCUCCGCUCAGUGAAGCAAGACCAUGUUCACUCUCUCCCGCAGCUUUCUCCCGCGUGUUUCUUUCCUCGUGUCGUAGCAAAGGAUGGCUUAUCAAAACCCAAGACGACGCCGUCUCUGAAACACGUAAAAAGCUACUACACCCUCUCUCUCGUGCCCCUGUGGAAUCUUCCCACAAAACCCUAGAUCUUUUGGAGUAUACGGUCUCAGAGAUCCAUCAGUCUUACGACGUUCAUAAUUACUAUGGAAAAAACCAGUACAUAUCUUGUAAUUUCGCUAGAGUUGUUUUAUUGGGCAAUUUCGUUUUCGGGGUGAAUAACAAGAAGGAGAUCUGGUGGUGCAACAAUGAAGAAAUUAAAUAUAAUAAUGUUUGGACAAGAGUUUCAGAUGAAGACGCUGAGUAUUUCUCGGACAUCAUAGUCCACAAAGGUCAAAUCUAUGCCUUGGACCUAAACAGUGCGAUCUGGUGGAUUAGUUUAUCCGAGCUUAAGAUUUAUCAGUACGGUCCUUCGACUCCGAUGGACUACUACGAGGUUGAUAAUUGCAAAGAAAAGAGGCUCGUGGAGUAUUGUGGAGAACUAUGCAUCAUUCAUCGCUUCUGCAAGAAGUUUCGGGUGCGCAGAUAUGAUGUGGAGAGGACUAUUGGUUUUAAGGUUUAUAAGAUGGACAUGGAGUUGGUUGAAUGGGUUGAGGUUAAGUCUCUGGGAGACAAGGCUUUUGUCAUGGCGACUGAUUGUUGUUUCUCUGUCGUGGCUGGGGACUAUUAUGGAUGUUUGGAGAGUGCUAUCUAUUUUACAGAAGAGAAGGAUGUUAAUGUGUUCAAGCUUACAGAAGAGAAGGGUGUUAAUGUGUUCAAGCUUGGUGAUGGUAGUGUUACUAAGUUGGUGAAGCCUUCUUCUGAGAGUUGUUUUCAUAUGAUUUAUCCUCCUUUUGUUUGA
Molecule: messenger RNA, 1116 nt
Organism: Eruca vesicaria subsp. sativa (arugula)
Lineage: Eukaryota; Viridiplantae; Streptophyta; Magnoliopsida; Brassicales; Brassicaceae
Source: the annotation of a GenBank genome assembly